Penicillium canariense is the source of this 558-nucleotide messenger RNA. RefSeq lists its product as uncharacterized. NCBI's taxonomy places the organism in Eukaryota, Fungi, Ascomycota, Eurotiomycetes, Eurotiales, Aspergillaceae. The record is from RefSeq and is a predicted model, not a curated record. The transcript is spliced from 2 exons. Bases 1 to 558 code for a protein of 185 amino acids.
AUGAAUAUCAUCAAAAAGUAUCCGCAUGAUCCCGAACAUUUGCUCGGCCUACCGAGCGCCAAAUCGGCCCUGAGACCUGGGGAAUGCCAGUCAUCGUUCUUCCCGGCGACCCACAUUCUAGUAAAGCCACCCAGGGUGGAUACCUUCACCACCCAGUGGGGUGGUCGGAAGCGAGCCCGAAGCGAGCCCGAAUCUGUCAUGGCUGCCACGGAUCUCAUCACUAAGGAUCCCCAGAAGAGCAGCGUUCGUGCAUCAUGCAGUUUGCCACCCAAACAGGCCGGAAAGCCGGAAACCAUCAUCACGAGGCACAAUGAGAACCCCAUUGCGUGGCACGCCACUGAUAUCACUCUUGGCCAGAAGGUCUGGGUCCUUGCAAAAGACUGGCCGGCACUCCCGGAAACCAUGGAUGAGCCGACAAAAUCGGUAGAAGCGAACCCCCGCUUCCCCAGAUUCCUGCUUUCGCAGGCUGUCGCAUGGUCUAACACGGAGUUGACCGACGGCCGCCAAAGGCAACUCCUCAGCGCGGGCAGAUCAACGAGUCAUCAAAUCCCUGUUUAG